Caenorhabditis briggsae is the source of this 1254-nucleotide messenger RNA. The record is from RefSeq and is a predicted model, not a curated record. NCBI's taxonomy places the organism in Eukaryota, Metazoa, Nematoda, Chromadorea, Rhabditida, Rhabditidae. Gene Ontology annotation, biological process: G protein-coupled receptor signaling pathway. The coding region runs from base 1 to 1254 and encodes 417 amino acids. Gene Ontology annotation, cellular component: membrane. Gene Ontology annotation, molecular function: G protein-coupled receptor activity. The transcript is spliced from 6 exons.
AUGAAUCUGACGGAAUAUAAUCCGGAAUCAAUAGAAAUAAAUGAAGCAUGUGCUGUGGAGAGUUUGGAUAGAAGAUGGUAUUUGGUUGCAGUCUGUGGAACAUCCUUAUCAGUGUUAUCAAUUGUUUCGAAUAUGUUAAUUUCGAAAGUCCUCCUCUCCUCCAAACACAAUCAUUUCUACUUCCUGGCACUUUUGGCGCUUUCCGACUGUUUUCUAUCCCUAAACUAUGGACCUGUCAUCGCAAUGGAUAUCAUCAAAGAUCGUUUGCAACUUCGAUGGCUCUCAAAUCUCUACAUUCAAUAUGUUGGUCCCCUAUUGGCACUAUCUCAAACCUCAAUGACAUUUUCCUGCUAUCUGAUUAUUCUGGCGACAAUUGAAAGAUAUCUGAUAACACUACGAGCGAAGUGUUUGGGUACUUUCCGCCAGUGUCGUGGACUAUCUGCACUUUGUAUGUUUGUACUGGCACUUUUGCUUCGAGCCCCGAUAAUUUUCGAAAUGCAAAUCGAACAAAAUCCGGAGUGUAUUGGAGAGAUCAGCGAGUACUAUUUGAACUUGUCGCCGAUCGUCAAUACGUUUUGGUAUGGUACUGUAUAUCGGUUUUAUAUCAGGAACAUCAUGACCGUAUUGGUCCCAUUCGCCCUUCUGGCAAUUCUCAAUUACAAAAUCGUUAAAAUCCUUCGAACCCAACAACGAUCCGCCCAAAUGUUUCGAUUCCUGUCGAGUGAUCAUAAGACGAAAAUCCGCUCGGCUACAAUUUUGAUGGUUUGCAUCGUAUUCUCAUACCUUCUGGCAAAUAUUCUCAACGUCGGCAUCACUUUAUGGGAAUACGUUGCGUUUCAAUCAACACAAACUGGUAGCGCCUAUGCGUUCUAUGAAACAUGUACGGAUGUGACAUCAGUACUGUACAUUCUGGUAUGUGCAACGCGACUACUGGUUUAUUAUUUGUUCAAUCAGGAAAUCCGAGAAGCCAUAAAACCAUUGGUUUGCCAUAGUGCAAGUGCUCCGAGGAAGGAUUAUGUGACAGUGACGCGUAGUUUCGAUUCGUCUCGUCAAAUUGGUACUGAAAUCGACGCCGUCGCCAUCGCCAUCGCACGACGUCUUCUGUCUUCUGAACUGGUGUUUCAUGGACAUGGUGCAUCGAAAAAUGAGAAUGACUCAUUUGUGAUCUCCAAUCAUCAUGUUUGCACUUCUGGAGACGAUGAAUGCAAUGAUGACACGGAUGAUGACGAUGAUGAUGUUCCACAUAUGGUUUAG